GACGGUUACCCCGUGAAAGUUCGGGGUGCUGGCACGUUCCGUGCUCUCCCGAGGACCCCAGACUGCGGCUGGUCGGUUGGUGGCCAGGUGAGGAGCAGGGCACUGCCGCGGUCCCUGAGGGGACCCAUGCCUCUCCGGUAAUUGGAGCGUGCUGGGUAGACGCAGCGAGCAGCGGGCGCCGGGCACGUUUUCCUCGUCAACGGACCCUUCAGAACGGAAAGUCGGCUGGCGACUGCGCGGGGCUAACGGCUGCGGUGGCGGUGGCGGCGGUGGCUGCUGCGCUGUCACUCCGGCGCGGUGCCGGGACAGAGCGGGGCCACUACGCAGGCGGUUGGGCGGAGCUCGGCCAGGACAACUGCGGGGAUGGAAGCUGUGCCUUGAAGAGAAAUUUGAAGAAGGGUCAAGUCUUACUACACCAGAGAGAUGGAGCCCAAUAAACACAGCGUGACCCCAGCUCUGGUGUUUGCCGUUACUGUCGCCACAAUCGGCUCUUUCCAGUUUGGCUACAACACCGGAGUCAUCAAUGCUCCUGAGACGAUCAUAAAGGACUUUCUCAACUACACUUUGGAAGAGAGGUCAGAAGACCUACCAAGUGAGGUGCUGCUGACCACCCUCUGGUCCCUGUGUGUGGCCAUCUUCUCCGUUGGCGGCAUGAUUGGCUCUUUUUCUGUUGGACUCUUUGUCAACCGCUUUGGCAGGCGCAAUUCGAUGCUUCUAGUCAACCUACUUGCCAUCGCUGGUGGCUGCCUCAUGGGCUUUGCCAAGAUAGCCGAGUCAGUGGAGAUGCUGAUCUUGGGCCGCCUGGUUAUCGGCAUCUUCUGUGGACUGUGCACGGGCUUUGUGCCUAUGUACAUCGGAGAGGUGUCUCCCACUGCCCUGCGGGGUGCCUUUGGCACCCUAAACCAGCUGGGCAUUGUUAUCGGGAUCCUGGUGGCUCAGAUCUUUGGUUUGGACUUCAUCCUGGGCUCUGAAGAGCUGUGGCCUGGGCUGCUGGGCUUAACCAUCAUUCCCGCUAUCCUACAAAGCGCAGCCCUUCCGUUUUGCCCCGAAAGCCCGAGAUUCUUGCUCAUUAACAAGAAGGAGGAAGACCAUGCAAAGGAGAUCCUUCAGCACUUGUGGGGCACCCAGGAUGUGGCCCAGGAGAUUCAGGAGAUGAAAGAUGAGAGUGCCCGGAUGGCACAGGAGAAACAGGUCACUGUGCUGGAGCUCUUCAGGGCGCCCAACUACCGCCAGCCGCUCCUUAUCUCCGUCAUUCUCCAGCUGUCUCAGCAGCUCUCUGGGAUCAAUGCCGUGUUCUAUUACUCAACAGGAAUCUUCAAGGAUGCAGGUGUCCAGGAGCCAAUCUAUGCUACAAUUGGAGCCGGUGUGGUUAAUACUAUCUUCACUAUAGUGUCUGUGUUCCUGGUCGAGAGGGCUGGGAGGCGAACCCUGCACAUGAUAGGCCUGGGAGGCAUGGCUAUCUGCUCCAUCCUCAUGACCAUUUCCUUGUUACUCAAGGAUGAGUAUAACGCCAUGAGCUUUGUCUGUAUUGUGGCUGUCCUGGUCUAUGUGGCCUUCUUUGAAAUUGGACCGGGCCCCAUUCCCUGGUUUAUUGUGGCUGAACUCUUUAGCCAGGGCCCCCGCCCAGCUGCCGUGGCGGUAGCUGGCUGUUCUAACUGGACCUCCAACUUCUUGGUUGGGAUGCUCUUCCCGUCGGCUGCAGCCGCCUUGGGAGCCUAUGUUUUUAUCAUCUUCGCUGUUUUCCUCGCGGUCUUCUUAAUCUUCACCUUCUUCAAAGUCCCUGAGACCAAAGGCAGGACUUUCGAGGACAUUACCCGGGCCUUCGAGGGGCGGGCACAGGCUGGGAAAACCUCUGGUAUGGAGAUGAACAGCGUGCAGCCCGGCAAGGAGAGCCCUGCCAAUGCCUGAGGUGGGCCUCCUACACCUCCCUCCAGUGCAGCAAGCAACCUCCCUGAAAGCCGGGAGACCUCAUCAGGAUGAACCAGGACUGCUUCUGAAUGCUGCUAUGUGAUCCUUUCUCAGCCCACAUACUCAUGAACACUCAGCUGCACCCACGGCUGGGGUUAAUCGGAUCAUCAAUGGCUUUGUUAACUGUUACAUUUCUUGGAUAUUUCUCUUGUAAUCUGGAGAGAUCGAGUGAACCUACCUUCAUGUCAGGAAGGAAUGGCUGCAGCUCCCCUUAGGUUUUAGGAUCCCCUCACCUAGGGAGUAGGAAUGGGGUACAGCCCUGCCUCCCCCAACCUCAGCUUGCAGGGAAACAAAGAUUUUCACUCCCAGUGUUGGGGGCCAUGGGGAUUCAAGCCCUCCUCACUUGACACAGCUCCACACAACACAGCUAAGUAACUUGAGUUUUAUUUAUUUUAUCUUCAGGUUUUAUUGCAUAAAUAUUUAUUUUUUUAAAUGUAAUUUUACCAAAUAAUGAAAGAGUAAGAAAAUUAGGUUGGAGGGAGGUGUUUAAAGAGAGGUACUAGAGGAACCAAGGUUUGGUGCUGGAGGGUGAAGGCGCAUCCUGAAUGGAGAGCAGACAUUACUAGUGGGCGCGCGAGCUGCCUCCGUCCUAGACAAAGUCUCUCGAGGUUCUCUCAGAAGAGUGAGUGCCUGUAGGAGAAGGCUCACAGCUUUCUGUGAGCCUUUUAAGAUUAGAGUUUUUAUGUUGUGUUACUUGAAAUCUCUGCUUCUUACAAAGGUGGGCUUUGUAGUUAGUGGUGUUGGUGGCCUUUGAUUUUGUAUGGAGUCCAGAAAAGGGAGGAGAGCUUGCAGGAUGCUUCUCCUUCGCCUGGGCCAGAUACUUCCUUCCUGUCCUGAUGAACUCACGGUUUCUUUUCCUGCGGUCACCCCCACCACCCAGCUGGUGAGCGAACCAUACAAAUGAGAGAAACGUCAUGCAGUAGUUCUUGAUAGGCAUUUCUUAGUUCAGUGUUAUUUCUUAAGAGAUUUUUAUGUGUUGAUUUGUGUUUUAUUUUGGUUUAAAGGGAUUCAUAGCAAAUUUGAACUUUGUUACCUCAGCUCUGGGAGAGGGUUUUUCCUGAAUGAUUAUCAGUUACCUUGUUUGAGUACCGUGUUGCUCUGCGGUCAUGGCAUGCUCGUCUAUGCCUGGUACACUCUCAGGCUCCCAUGUCACCGUGUCCCUGUGAUAACUGUGCUAAGUGCCCGAGGGGCCCUGACUCUGCUGGACACUGGAGGAGCAGUGGAAUUGUGCAGUGUGGCCCACGCUUGAGGAUAUGAAUGUGUGUGCACUGUCACUUUGCUCUGGCUGUGAGGUACCUGUUUCCCCUGUUCCUGUCAUUUUCUUUUUGCUAGACUCUAUUCAAGCUCAUCCCUGUGUACAUGAGCCGCAGGGCCUCUGCCAGGCGGAGUUUGCACCAGGAUUAGAUUGCACUCCUCUGGCUCCCUAUUCUUGUUGGAGAGGGCUGCUUCCUUGAGGUUGGGGGUGGCAGGCUCAGCCUCCUUCCAACUGGGAGGGGUGAUGGCACUAGGGAAAGUGUGAGGUCGGGACUCCUGAGGACCCAGUUGUGUGGAGAGGAAGCUAGGAAAUAUGCACUGUAGUGUGUUGGGAGGAAUGUCAAGGUUCCCUCCUGCGGUGGGUCACAGACCCCCCUCCACAGCCAUCCCCUCGAUCUCUACAGGGCUCACAAAUGGAGAUGGCCCUGAUGGUCUGCCCCCUUUUCCAUCAGUCACUGGACCCCUCUGUCCCUCUUGGUGCUCACACAUUCCAGACCCUUUAGGCAAACCCUUGCAUAUAGCAGUAUUUUCAAUACUCAGUUUCAGUACUUGUUCGUGACUCGCUGUGGUCAUUGAAACUUGGGUAAAAACUCACAAAGCUACGGAGAGGGCCCUUGCUGGGGAAAGGUGGCUCCUCAGCCUUCCCUCUUCUGCCCCUCCGUGAGUUGGCAGUAACACUGGGUGGAAUGUUUCCAUUUGACAAUGGCCAGCUUGUAAAUAUUUCCAUAUAUACUUUCUAUUCAUGUUACUGUAGUUUUUGUUUUGAAAUAAAGAUUCUGAAUGUA
Molecule: messenger RNA, 4007 nt
Organism: Chionomys nivalis (European snow vole)
Lineage: Eukaryota; Metazoa; Chordata; Mammalia; Rodentia; Cricetidae
Product: solute carrier family 2, facilitated glucose transporter member 3
Exons: 11
Coding region: 424-1908 (494 amino acids)
Biological process (GO): D-glucose transmembrane transport
Cellular component (GO): membrane
Source: RefSeq, a predicted model, not a curated record